Coregonus clupeaformis (lake whitefish) is the source of this 5492-nucleotide messenger RNA. RefSeq names its product WD repeat domain 26b (gene wdr26b). Gene Ontology annotation, cellular component: GID complex. NCBI's taxonomy places the organism in Eukaryota, Metazoa, Chordata, Actinopteri, Salmoniformes, Salmonidae. Gene Ontology annotation, molecular function: protein binding. The transcript has 14 exons. Bases 442 to 2274 code for a protein of 610 amino acids. The record is from RefSeq and is a predicted model, not a curated record. Gene Ontology annotation, biological process: proteasome-mediated ubiquitin-dependent protein catabolic process.
UGGACCAAUGAUGUGUGUCUGGACUCCAUUAGGGGGUUGCAGCUGUUUUGAGAGAAACAACAACAAAAACGGAGCGACUGACGGGACUAGCUACCACAGAGUCAGUUCGUUCUCAGCCGGUUACGAAGGCUGAAUCCUGGGAGCUAAAACCUCCUUUCCCACCCGGGGCUUCGCCGGCUUCUAACCACGGCCGCUCUCGGUGAGGAAACUCUGGCCUCCGCUUCCUUCUCCUCCGGCUCGGACACCGACGGAGCGUCGCCGCCCCCGCGGAAGAAACACCGAGCCUCGGCGGCGGAGGGAGCAGGAGAGCCCGGGGCUUCAACAGUUGCGACAGGCCUUUCUGGAGUUGUUUUGGGACUUACUACUACUUCUCCACAUCUCCAAGCCACCUCUGCUAUUCACUUUAACAGAACCCCUGUCAACAAUCUCAGCGGCAAUAACAUGCAGUCAAACGGGGCAGGACAGGGACAGGAUCCGGAGCUUUCCUGCCUUAACAGUGCACCUAACGGGGAGUCAUCCUCGGCUGCGGGAACGCACUCCAAUGGGGUUCUGACCAGCACAAACAAUGGGAAUAGUGUUGGAGCGGGACUGGGGUCUGGGUCCUGCGUCGCCUCCACAUCCUCGGGUUCGGGCUUGGAGGUCGGCUCCAUGAAAAAGAAGAAACGACUUUCGCAGUCUGAAGAAGAUGUUAUCCGAUUAAUAGGACAACAUCUCGACGGGUUAGGGCUAAAUCAAACAGUGGACCUGCUGAUGCAGGAGUCGGGCUGCAGACUGGAACAUACCUCAGCCACGAAGUUCCGCAACCACGUCAUGGAGGGGGAGUGGGACAAGGCUGAGAAUGAUCUCAACGAGCUGAGAGCACUGAUGCAUUCUCCCAACGCUAUUGUGCGUAUGAAGUUCCUGCUCCUGCAGCAGAAGUAUCUGGAGUACCUGGAGGACGGGAAGGUUCUCGAGGCGCUGCAGGUGCUCAGGGGAGAGCUCACUCCGCUCAAGUAUAACACGGACCGCAUCCAUGUUCUCAGCGGGUAUCUGAUGUGUAGCCAUGCAGAGGACCUGCGUGCCAAGGCUGAGUGGGAGGGCAAAGGCACAAACUCCCGCUGCCGACUACUAGACAAGCUACAGACGUACCUGCCCCCGUCGGUGAUGCUGCCUCCACGCCGGCUGCAGACCCUGCUCAGACAGGCUGUGGAGCUGCAGAGAGACCGCUGCCUCUACCAUAACACCAAACUGGACAGCAGCCUGGACUCUGUCACCUUGCUCCUGGACCACGUCUGCAGCCGGUCAGCAACACACUCAGGGAAGCAGUUCCCGUGCUACACGCAGCAGAUCCUCACAGAGCACUGUAACGAGGUGUGGUUCUGUAAAUUCUCCAACGACGGCACCAAGCUGGCCACCGGCUCCAAAGACACCACCGUAAUCAUCUGGCAGGUGGACCCUGAGAGCCACCAGUUGAAGCUGCUGCGGACCCUAGAGGGCCAUGCCUACGGUGUGUCCUACCUAGCCUGGAGCCCUGAUGACACCUACCUGAUCGCCUGCGGUCCUGAUGACUGCUCUGAACUCUGGCUCUGGAAUGUCCAAACAGGAGAGUUGCGGACCAAGAUGAGCCAGUCCCACGAGGACAGUCUGACCAGUGUGGCUUGGAACCCUGAUGGGAAACGCUUCGUCACCGGGGGACAGAGGGGACAAUUCUACCAGUGUGACCUGGACGGUAACCUGUUGGACUCAUGGGAGGGCGUGCGUGUGCAGUGCCUCUGGUGUGUGGGGGACGGCAGGACGGUGCUAGCGUCAGACACACACCAGCGGAUCCGGGGUUACAACUUUGAGGACCUAACAGACAGAAACAUAGUUCAGGAGGACCACCCUAUCAUGUCUUUCACUGUUUCCAAGAACGGAAGAUUAGCUUUGUUAAAUGUAGCAACUCAGGGAGUGCAUCUUUGGGACCUGCAGGACCGGGUGUUGGUGAGGAAGUACCAGGGUGUGACCCAGGGCUUCUACACCAUCCACUCCUGCUUCGGAGGACACAAUGAAGACUUCAUCGCCAGCGGCAGCGAAGACCAUAAGGUGUAUAUCUGGCACCGGCGCAGUGAGCUGCCCAUCGCUGAGUUGACAGGGCACACUCGCACAGUCAACUGCGUUAGCUGGAACCCUGUCAUCCCAGGCCUCAUGGCCUCCGCCUCGGACGACGGCACCGUGCGUGUCUGGGGCCCCGCACCCUUCCUCAACACACAGGAGAUGGACGGACUCAACGAGAACUGCAGCAACAUGGACAGUUGAUGGUGACUGGAAUGGAAGACUUGUUCUCUUUUACCAACUGACAACAAAUAAACAUCAAAACGAAUCCUAAACCUAACAAAACACAAAACAAAACAGAAACAAAAGUAAAUCAGUUGCGUCUCAUGACCUGGCAAAACUGUGGAGGUGAGGAUGAACACACUCUUAGAAAACCAGGUCUUCAUCCAGAACCAGUGACCUGGAAAAUCCGAUCCACUGGUACUCCCUGCUGGCUUCCUACUCCUCCACCCCUCUCCCAAACAAGGCCACAGCCACAACAGGGGCUUUCCCCUGAAUCUUCCCCUUGGAAACCCACCUCCUCCCUGGGUCACAGGCCUGGUGUCUCUCCAGACAGCCAUUACAGACCAGCCACACUGAUUGGACCGUGUCUGUCUUCUGUCUCUAUCAUGUACCCAUGUGUGUCUGGGGGGGGUUAAAAGAGGUGGGGGAGUUAUAGCAACUCUUCCUUCUGUUUGUUUUUAUCUUCUCCUUCUGACUCUAGCUCCUUUCUUUGCACUUGAGUUGUUGGACGAAGGCUGAAAAUCUGCACAAAACCAACCGACAAAGUAAAACGCAAAGGCUAUGCUUAUUUUGAUUUUUUUUUUGCGAUAGUCAGCAUUCUUAUUAUUAUCAUUUAACAGGUGAAUCCUAGGGUUGAACUAGGGGUAGUGGCUGUGGAGUGCUUUAGUGUGAACAAAACGCUCUCAAUUAGGAAAAGCUAUUUUUAUCCCUUUAUAGUCUAAAAUGAACAAACUCGCUACAAAGUCUCACCCUCUGACACCCCCUAUCUCCCCCCUCCCACUUCGGCUGUUAACUGUUCCACUAGAUCUACCUGUGGGGAGGGGGGGAAAGGUGAACUGUUAAAGGGGAGGGUUCAGUGGUAGCUGGUCUCGUGUGAAGCAGCCCUCGUGUUGAGUAUCUCUCUAAGAAGGACAUACUGUUGUCUGUACAUGCAACUUUUCUGUACACUGAGGACUGCAUCUGUCCUUCCUCUUUGUGUAUGUGCGUGUGUCAAUGUGUGUCUGGGUGCGCUUCCGUGUGGUUUGUUUGAAUGCAGGUGCAUGCAGACCUGUGUGUUUCUAUUCACACCAGCAGAAGAUCAUGCUUUCCCCCCUCCUCCCAGUGACAUUUUAAAGAGGCUUUUAAACCCAUUCAGAGUUAAUCCAAAGCCCCAUAGAGGUCGCUAUCUGUGGAACAAAUAAUACUUUAGAGCCAUUUUCUAAACUUUUUUUAAAAUCUGGGGCUUUUCUUUUUACAUUUGACUUUGCUUUUUUUAUAUUUCUCCUUACCACCACCUACCAUUGGAAAGGCACUGAGGGAUCGGCGUUACAUCUGUAUUGUGGGAAAACUUUUAAAAAAGAAAAGUGAAUGACAUGCAUUUCAAAAGAGCUGUAAACAAUGUUGUGAGAAAAGGGUCAUUUCAUAUGAGGAGUUAACGAUUGUAGCGUUGGAGAAAGAGGUUUAUUGUUCAACGUAUAGAAUUACAAUUUUAGAGCGUUCUAACACAAACACCCCACACACCCACAUGUAUACCCAAAACACAACGCUUCACAUUCAGAGGUCUACCCCAAGUCACACCUACAAACGCUCAAUUACAAUAUGAUCGCCUGCUCUUAUCCCCCAGUCUGACAGGACUGGGUAGGUAUAGGGCAAGGUCUUAUGGAUGAAGUGAUCAUAUUGGAAUCUGGCCCACGCCACAAUUCCAUGCACCCUACACAGUAGUACAGCAUUCUUGAAGUUAAAGUUACAUCUUACAUACAGCCCAUACGGAGCGAGAGGGACUUCUGCACAACACCCCUUUCCUUCUCUCCAGUCCACCUUAUCAGUGGUGAAAGCACCAUACAGAGCUUUCUUCCUUUCUGAUUCGGGGUAUGUAAUGACUAUUUGCUAUGAACUGAUAUUACAUGUUUAAAAAUUACUGAAUAUUUUGUUUUAUUUUUUGUUCUCAUUUCAUUAGUUUUUUGGUUGACCCCUCCCUGUAUUAUCAUAUUAAAAUAUAACCAGACAACUGGUGUCCUCAUUCUUUUUUAUUCCGCUUAUAAUUAGUUUUGUCUUUUGGGUAAAAUGUUUACCUUAUCCACCACUUCUUACAUUUUUAUCAGUGAAUAUUCGCAGUAACACUCAUGCCAAUAUGAGUGUGGUGGUUUAUGCUUUGGGAGUGUGUUACCUUAUAAGAAUCAGGUUUAAACUGUCCACCCCUUUAAAAAGAGACUCAAUGUACGGUGAUUGAAUACUUGCAUGUCUGUGGAAUAAGACCGGGGGGGGGGGGAAUCUAUUUUUGUGGCACUGUUGGUUGCAGUUACCAUUUCUGCCCUUACUAAAACGCUUGAGACCCAAAAGUGGCUCUGUGGGUGUCGUGUGUGUGAUUCCAUGUUGUAAGGUUAGUCUGGAAUGGUCCUUCUCCCAUUCUUGAACCUUCCAUCUCCUGGACCCCUGAAUGGACUUGAACUCCCCAUCCACACCUUAUGUCAUGUCUGAAGAUUUGAGGCAAAUCAAAAGUGAAGAACUCAAAAGCUUUCACAAAGUUAUAAUUCACCUGCUGGUGACAUAUUCUAUGUCUGUAUGCAACUUGGUGUCUACUCUGUUCUUUUGUCUUUUGAUUUUUUUUAUGAUUUGAUGAUGCUAAUAAUAACUAUUUCUCUCUCUGGAGGUGAUAGGGCUUGGUGGGGGAGUAAGGGUUUUUGGUAGCAGAUUAAAAUAGUUAUUGGGGGAUGGGGACCUGUUUGCGUUUUUAAUGUGUUAUUACAAAAGUGAUUUAACUGUUUUGUAUUGUUGUGUAGGAGAAGUGUUAUGUAUGCAUAUUUUCAAUAAAGCAUUCAGAGUUUUGAAAAAGAGCUGUGGCCCUACAUGGAAUAUCAAGGGGCUGGAGCAUAGUCACUCCCUAAGCACAGAUACAGGAUCAGUUUACCUUAUCCAAUCCUAUCCACAGUCCUCCAUAAUCAUGAGGGGGUACAGAGCUAAACUGACCUUCGAUCAGUGUAAAGGGACAACACCUCUCAACACACUUUAGAGGAAAGCUUGAGUUCUCAGACUGAAAAGAGCUAUAAAUUUUCCUGUGUUUAACUUUGUAUUGUUGAUUGAGUCACACUUGAAAAUUUGGUGUUAAUUCAGAGAAGCCACAUGGCAGGAAAGAAGAAUAAUGUGCAUCAGAGGGGAUCAAAUGCCAAAUGUAGGGGAAAACAAGAUCUGUUGCCAAUAAAAUGUGACUAUUUUGACUAAAC